AUGAAGGACAGCUAUGCGAACAAGCAGGGUUUCGAAAAGGAUUCAGCACGACUGAGCACAGUUUCGUUUCACACUGUUUCGAAACUCAUCGAGACAUUAUCAGAAUGCUCUCAGAGAAAACCCACUAAUGGACACGUGGAGAACACAAGCUCUGCUCCGCAAUGGGUAUUCUUCGAAAUGUUGACGCUUUCGAGUACAGCCAGACAUUGUUUUGUAAUAAUUCAAAACACAGUAUCACUGGCAAAACUUCCCGUUUUCCGUAUUAUGCAACAUGCCUCUAUAGCAUGCUCGAUAAAUCUACUGUCACAAAUUAUAGCUGCGGCAGUGACAAUCCCACAUGGAAAUAUGAAUUAUACUUUUAAUUCAAUAAACGGAGCCAUAUUCCAAGGCAGCUGGGCAGUUGAAUAUCCGAUGAUCUUAGUGGUGGCAGUAAAACGGUUUUUGGCAAUUGCUCUACCAAUCCAUGCAAGACUAUUGAGCAGUCUAAAAAUUUCUUAUGCUAUCAUCGCAUGCUGCUGGAUUUUUGGAGCUUUCAAUGCUGCUCUCUGUCUAUCUGGGCAAGUUCAAACAAUAUGGGAUGCGUACAUCCCAGGAUUUUUCUUUACAGCGCGACCAUAA
Messenger RNA from Necator americanus (New World hookworm), 618 nucleotides. RefSeq lists its product as uncharacterized. NCBI's taxonomy places the organism in Eukaryota, Metazoa, Nematoda, Chromadorea, Rhabditida, Ancylostomatidae. Bases 1 to 618 code for a protein of 205 amino acids. The transcript is spliced from 6 exons. The record is from RefSeq and is a predicted model, not a curated record.